This is a messenger RNA of Prunus armeniaca (apricot), 258 nucleotides long. The record is from the annotation of a GenBank genome assembly. Lineage: Eukaryota; Viridiplantae; Streptophyta; Magnoliopsida; Rosales; Rosaceae.
AUGGCUGGUGAGAAGUGUUUAGCCAGGCCCAUGUUAGGUCGCACGCGUCUUUGGAUUAGCCGCCGUGUUUACAGACUCCGUAAAACUUUGCCGGUCGUCUCCCGUAUGAGUGGGAUAUAUUAUGGUAUGAUGGCGGUGAGAAUGGUAGCCAAGGCCCAGUGUGAGGUCGAACGCGUCUUUGGGUUUAGCCGGCGGGUUGACAGACCCCCGUACGUGGCCGGGUGCGUCCCGAGUAUGGUGGGAGAUAUGAUGGUGUGA